GCCUGCCAUCGAGCGCGUCAGCAGCGCCGCGGGCAGCGCCUUCUCCUCGCUGGCGUCAAGCCCGAGACCGACGAUGCCGCGCGCAAGCCUGGCAAGGCCCACGAGGUGCUCGCCGUCGUCGAGCGCGAAGCCUCUCUGCAGCAGCAUGGGGUUGCAUGCCAUCAGCAUGCUGAUCUGCUCGCUGGCGUGGCGCGCUCUGCCUUCACUGGCGACGGCUGGCUGGCCGAUGCCGACGCAGGCGUCAAAUGCAUUAUGGCAUCGUCGCAGGCCUGCUGCAGGGCACUCGCCAUGCCAAUGCAGAGCUCUUCGCCUGCGGCAUCGGAUGGCGCUAUGCUGUCAAGGGCGGGACAGUCGGGGCGCGCCAAAACGCGCCGAGCGGCCUCGUCAGGACGCCUUGGCAGCCAUCUCGCAAGCACAGGCAUAGCCUUGCAGUGCCUGCACGCGGCCGUGACGCUGAGACCUCGCGCGAUCAAGCUGGCGAGCGCCAGAGGCACUCAGCCGCCCGCCGCAGAAGACUGCCCCUCAUGCAAGGCGAACGGCUCGGGCAAAUGCCUGCGCGUCGAGCGGAGCGAAGAGGUCGCAUCGUUGCUUCCGCCUCCCUGGUCAUGCACGAGGCAGAGGCUGCGCAAUCGGCUCAUGGCCUGGCACGAUGACGAUCAUCCGCAGCUGCGCAUCGCUGGCACAGCAGGCGACAAUGCUGGCAACGCAACGAAGGAGCAGGACAGCCCAUCGGCGAUUGGCCAGGCAAUCAACCUUCUCGCUGCAGCAAUGGCAAGCAGCGACAAGCAUGGCAGCUACGGCCAGGCCAUCGUCAAUGAUAUGUUCGCACUGAGGAGCGCCGCAAGCAUCUCCCGCAAGCGGCUCCUCAACGCUGUGGCCUAUCGCGACGACAUAGUGCCCAUCGGCAGAGUGCUCCUCGGUCACUCGGAAUUCAUCCAUCGCCAGGGCACCGUGACCAGGAAGCUGGUGAGAUCGGCCAUCGGGGUCGUCAGCGUCUCUGCCUCAGCUUCGGCAGUUCGAGGCAGGAGGCCGCUCCAAGUGCCAUUCGAGGCGAAGCACAGCGCAUCCAUCCUUGACCAGGCUUGCAUGACCGAUGGCUUGAUAGCCGCCAGGCAUCCAGGCAUUCACCACAGCAGCGUGCAAGCAAUCAGCGACGCGAGCUGGUGGGCGUUGUUGAUGGCGCCCUGCGCGCCGCAGUGCAUCGUCGCGGCGCCACUGGCGGCUUCGAGCCUGCGCUCAGUGGUGGCACUGCCGAGCAGGUCACCUGCCCUGCUGGCGACGUUGACCGUGGCCGAGCCACGCAUGCCAAAGCAUCCUGCGAGCGCCACAGUGAAGGCCUUGGGCACCAACAGCCAGCAGGCAUCGCCGCAUCUCGACCUGCGAUCCAGUGCGGCAAUUGCCUCGUCGACGGUGGCGUUGGGGACCUCCUGGGCGCAGUCGCCGCAGCUUGCCAUGGCUCUGGCCCAUGCCUUGAUUGGCGCCAGCGCUGGGCGCUGCAGGCGGAAUGGCGUCAUCACGGUGAAUGCCUGCAAGGGGCGCGCGCCAAUGCGAGUGAGCAGCGACGCAGGAUCAUCCGCGGAUUCGGCAGCGCUGACGCAGCCUUUGAGCUGCUCGAGGCUAGCAAGCCAAGUGGCGACGCUGCGCGGCGCGCCGCCACUUCGCCUGCGCUUCAUGCAAGCAGGCAGAGCCACGAUGCAUCAGGCGAUUGCCUCGAGCCAGGGCGACACGCCUGCAGCAAAGCGCAAGCGCAGAUCCGGCAAGAGCCACGAGCAGUUGAAGCUGGACCCCAGCAGGAGGCCUCGUGCGGCAAGCCUUGGCGAUGCGCCUCCAAGCGGAUGGAUCGACGCCCCUGGCCAGCCACGCGCCAGAGAGCUUGGGCAGGCCACAGUCGACGCGUGCAGCGACUGGGCCUUGAAAGUCGUGUCGAGCCUCGACGGCGGCCUGCUCAAUGCGCAAACGGGCGGCGCGGGCAGCGCUGGCAUGCGCGCUCGCAGCCGCAGGAGCAAGCCAUUCAAACGACUGGGCGAGCCUUCUGUCGCCAAGCCAACCAGCAUCAGGGCGCGCGCGUGGCAGCCGGUGGCAUGGUGCAUCGCGCGUUCGGCAUCGGGCACGAAGGGCGCCAGGCAGUGCAUCGCACAUGCGCGCAGCGUCAUCGACCAGCAGGCGGCAUCCAUCAUCGCAUGCUUCGCCGCCGAGGACCAGCAGGCAGCGCUCGAGCAGCCCGCCAAUUGCCAUGGGAAGCUCACGCAGAGGAGCAGCCAUUCCCCCGGCAAGGUGCAGCCGCUGGCCUUCACUCCACAGGUGUCGUUCUCGCCUUUCAGAGCGGUGGAUCGCAUGCUCUCGGCCCACUGCGGCCCGAUGUCCGGAGCAGUCUUGGCGCCGUGGAUGGCGUUCGCCAUGGCGUUCUCGCGCAUGCCUUGCCCGUUGAUCGCGCCAGAAUUCGCCGGGCAGAGGUUCGCAGCCUCGAGCAAGCAGCAGGGGAUGGCCUUGGCCGAGGAGGCCUGCUCUGGCCUGCGGGUCGAUGGCUUUUGGCGUCCGUCGAUGGCGUGCACUGCCGAUGCGCUGAGCCAGGCUCUGGAUCAGGGCGACGCUGGCAGUCGCGUGGACAGCGUCGCCGCCAACGUGGCGCACAGGCACAAUGCCUUGAUGGGAGCGGCGCUGGAUGCAUGGCCUAGCAGGCAUCGUGCCACGCCAUUCGUCAUGGGCAACUCCAGCACGCCCUGCAGGUGGCCAGCAAGUCGCAAGGUGCCCGUCAUCAAGCCUUGCGAGGAUGGCGAGAUCCAUGCGACCGGCAGGACGGACACGCUGGAGCAGGAGCCAAUCAACAGCUACGCCGUGGACUACGCCUUUCAGUGCGCGUCGCUCGCCGACGGUGACCAUGAUCCAAGCCUGCUGGGGCACUUUGCUUGCAUGCUGUUGUGCGGAAGCACCAGCGAAGCCGCAGACAAGCGGUUCUUCCUGCAUGAUGACGUCGCCGUGCACUCACCGCAUUGCCCUGCUGGCAUGCUCUUGGAGCACAUCAGGCGCAUUGGUGCUCCGCGCGUGCAGUCGCAAGGCAGGUUGUCGGCAUUUGCGCCGCAUGUGGCCCGCGUCAAGGCAUGGUGCGCAAGGGUGGGCAUCGGCGAGCAU
Messenger RNA from Prorocentrum cordatum, 3129 nucleotides. NCBI's taxonomy places the organism in Eukaryota, Dinophyceae, Prorocentrales, Prorocentraceae. The record is from the annotation of a GenBank genome assembly.